AUGGAGAGAAAUGCCAUAUCGUUGCGCCUCGCUGGUGUCGAUGAGUUACUGCAAAGCGACUCACAGGAUGACGCUGAACUGGCGCUCCUUGAGCUAUGGGAUAUGCUGAAAGAGGAUGGAGCUGAUGAAGAGCGAGUAAGCGACAUUAUACCACAUGUCCUGUUACGAGUAGGCGGUGAGCAGGAGUGCUACGACUUCAUAAAGUGGUGGGUUUUCCAUGGUUCGAAACCACGCACCGAUAAGCGCAAUUCGCCAUUCUUCAACACCAAGGGAGCCAAUCCCUGCGAAUCCCCUCGUGCAUUACUACAGAAAGAUCUAAGUCUUAGCCAUCUCGUUGCGCUCACACUUCUUAAACUGCGACCUUUUCUCGACCUGGAAGCUAUUUCCAGUGCCUUGUUUGACAAUGCUUUUGGAUUCGACGGCACUAUUGACUCUAUCGAUCGACCUCUCGGAGAAGUUGCAGAAGACAUUUUCGAAUCAUCCAACUCAAGCAGAGUUGAGAAGCUAGCCAGAGACAUCCAAAAACAGUAUCUUGACCUGUGUGAGCGGGUAAAUACUGCGAACCCCUACUUCUGGGAAGGCCUUGCCACUGAAGAGCUGCCCUCUGCUUUUGGGCCUCAUGAACCCGGGACUCUUGACGAGGCGGGGCUCGUUCUGCACCACUGUCGACGGGCAUGGGAAGAAAGCGAAGAUGCUCUGGUCAUGGCUGAAGCUGAUACCGGGCGUUAUAUCCGUGCUUAUGAAGGAUCCAAACCGGUGGGAAACCCAGUAUCAUUGGAAAGACGACGUGGGACUGGAAUUGCUUUUCCGUCCAAGAUCGAAUAUGCUGGAACAACUGACUUUGUGGAACAAGUCAGUGUUGACCACUCGUCAGGUCGCGCAGUCUUUGGGGAUAAAGGGAGAUUAUUGCUCUACACUGAUGGUGCUUGUCUAAACAAUGGGAAUCAUGAUCCCCGUGGAGGCUGGGCCGUAUAUUUUGGGAUGGCUACUCGGGCAGGUGUCGUUAAUUCUGCAUCAGGUCGUCUGGAGAACCAAGGUCCAUUCGGAGAUCACAGCAUUGCUACUAGUAACCGAGCCGAGUUACGUGCGGCGAUUGCAGCACUCCGCCUUAACGAUUGGAAACAAGAAGGCUAUCACACGAUCGUCAUUGCCACUGACUCAACCUACGUACUCGAUGGUGCCACAGCCUGGACCAAGGGAUGGGUACGUAACGGAUGGAAGCUACAAAGAGGCGACAAUGUCAAGAACAGAGAUCUGUGGGAAAUGCUACUUGGAGAAGUGGAAAGAUGGAAGAGUCAGGGUGUAGAUGUUUGUCUAUUGAAAAUUCCAAGGGGAAGCAAUGGAAACGCAGAUUAUACUGCAAAAGAAGCUGCUCGCACGAUGCCGGACACCGUUCAGUUCACUGAUGUCACAUUGGGCUCUAUCCAGGCUCCUUCAACGAAUCAUGAGCUUCAACCAUAUGUACUCGCUAUUUGCUUGGCAGGCGAACCUAUGUUUCAAGACUUAUGCGGAGACUUGAUAACAGGAAUUCGCGCCCAUGCCCGCUUGACACCUGCCUAUAACCCAGAGUCUGCACUCAGCUUCCUGAACGGACCGUCACCACCGUCUAUGGUUCUUAUCGCAGAUGCAGAAAUCACUCGUCACAGAAAGGUUUGGGAACGAGUCAUAGAUCACAUGCGAAACGGGGCUGCAGUUGUGGUGGCAGGCUGUUUCAGCAGUAUGGUAACUACCGGUGAAUUCCAGCGUUUGUUCACGAUAGUUGGUGUACCCUGGCGAAGAGGAUCAUACCACAGGGCUGAUAUCAGCUUACAAACUCGGAUUAUUGAUGAGCAUUUGACCAGCUGCCUCCCAAAGAGCUUCAACGAAAAGUGCUCUUUUGUUGCGGACGUCAAGAAGCCAGAGGCCUGGUAUGUUGACGAGGAUACACCUGGUCAAGCUGCAGUAGCGUUCACCAAGGUUAAGUCUGGGCGACUAGGAUAUAUUGGAUCUGUGAACGUGGAACUAUCUAGUGUUCUGGUCGCUUGCGCUAUGUUUGGCCUUCCUUAG
This is a messenger RNA of Fusarium sp. VM40, 2046 nucleotides long. The record is from the annotation of a GenBank genome assembly. Lineage: Eukaryota; Fungi; Ascomycota; Sordariomycetes; Hypocreales; Nectriaceae.